AAAAUCUUCCGUGGGAACCUAAAACGUUUGUGAGGCAAAGGUUAGCUGUAGCACCACAAGGCACUGAAAACAACAAGAAACAGGUACUAUUACAUUAUAACAAUUAGCAUAGCUAAAUAACAUUUAAUCUUAAAGUGUUUAAGGUUCAAAGUUCUACCCUGGUGAUUGGCUAGAUAUAUUAUCUCCGUGGGGAAGAGCAUCACUAGCAAGAAUUGUUAUGUGAGGGAUGUUGCGCCGUCCCCAACCCUCCGACUGUGAGGCGGACCUCCUUAGAGAACAGGAGAGCUUUCUGGCCUCAGGAGCUCCGUCUGCGGCCAGCGUCCUCCGGCGUCCGGACAAGAGGAGAGGCCAGGGUGGAGAGGCGGAGGGUGACGGGAGCCAGGAGAAUGGAGGAACCCAGAAGGAUGUGGUCACCAUUGAAGAUCUUCCAGAUGAGCUUCCGUCUCUGACUCCAGCCCCGCCAAAAAAGUCUCGUUUCAAAGCCAGUCGUGUCACCUUUGAGGAGGACGAUGCUGAAGACCGGCUGGACGCUCAUGACACUCACAUAAGCGCCGUCCUCUCCAGGAUUGUUGAGAGAGACACCAGCUCUGUGCCGAUAUCUUUACCAGCAUUUACCGGGAUGGCUUUCCCCAAAGUGAUGCACCGCUCUGAAACCAGCAGUCAGGUAAAGGCCCCGCCUUCCUCCGUUAGAGGAAAGAAGAGCAUCUUUGCCCGUCAGAUUGCUGCUCAGAAGCUUAAUGAAGCAAAGACGCCACAAGACGAUUCAUCUGGAUCUUCCCAGACUUCUGGUCUCAAAGAGCAGAACCUUCCUGCUGAGACUGGGAUGGAUAUAGCGCUCAGUGAUGCCUCUGUAGCCUCUCAGCCCAGGUUGGUGUCGGGUCAGGGGCUCGGCGUCUUAGAUGGUUCAACGGAGACUCUGAGGAUCCACAUGGAGAAUCAGGCCAAACUCAGAGUGAUGUCUCAGUCAGAAAUCCUCGAGGAGCAGAAGAAGCUCUUGUCUCAGCUCGAUCCCAGACUCGUGGAGUUUGUCAGAUCCCACAAAGCUCAAAGUGUUCAGUCUGAGGAAACAAACAAGAAGGAAGACGCUCUGGAAAAGGCAGGUGGACCUCCAUCCAGUGGUCCUGUGUUUUAUUGUGAAAGGAGCAUGGAAGAAGAGGAGCCACAGCCUCCAUCAGCAAUCAUUACAGAGGUGGAGCUGCCAGUGAAGCCUCAGAAGGAAUGGGUCCACAUGGACAAACUGGAGCCAGAGAAGCUGGAGUGGAUGAAAGACUUGCCUCCUCCCAGGAAGAAGGGAACUGAGAAGGCCAUGCAGGCCCGUUUUGACUUUGCCGGGACAUUGAUGCCACCCACUGAAGAUCUACCCACCCACUUAGGGCUGCACCACCAUGGAGAGGAGCCUGAGCGGGCGGGAUAUUCCCUCCAGGAGCUGUUCCUGCUGUCUCGCAGUCAGCUCAUCCAGCAGAGAAGUUUGGCUCUCAACACUCUGGCUAACAUCCUCUCCAAGGCGCGUGCUGGAGAGUACGCAUCUGCCCUUAGAGGCACCGUGACCUCCACUCUGCUGGACGCCGGCGUGCUCUUCCUGCUCCGCUUUGCCCUGGACGAUGGCGUGGAGGGAGUGAUGUCUGCAGCUGUGCACGCGCUUAAAGCCCUUCUCGUGUCUUCUGAAGAUGAGGAGUGCAUGGAUUCUACUUUCUCCUGGUACCUGGGUUUGGCCUCCUUCCCUCUGCUGCCCUCUUCCCAAGAUGAUGAGGAGGAGGAUUAUGAAGGGGUGGAUGGAUGCAUGAAGCAGACGGCCAAAGAAAAGGAGGAACAGAAGAGUGAUUUUGAUGUUACCCAGCAGGAUGUCGUCAAGGGCUUAUUAAAGAUGAAGCUGCUCCCCAGGCUGCGCUACAUUCUUGAGGUGAUGCGGCCGUCCCCUCGGGUGGCUCAGGACGUCCUGCAGAUCCUGACCCGUGUGGCCCGACACUCGCUGUCAUCUGCCACUGAGGUGUUGAACUGUCCUCGUCUGAUGGAGACGGUAACGUCAGAGUUUCUCCCCACUUCCUGGUCGGCAUCUUCCUCACCCAACCCUCAGUCCAUAUAUGGAGUUCCUGUGCCCAGCGCCAUGAAGCUCUUGAGGGUCUUGGCUACAUCUGGCAGACAUAACUGUGCCAGACUGUUGAACUCUCUGGGUGUGAAGGAGCGUUUGUCGCGUCUGCUGGGCGCUGAGCCCAGCGAGCUGCUGCUGGAACCGUCCGAGGCUCUCAGGGUCACCACUGAGGCCUACAGGUUCUGGGCGGUGGCAGCCGGUUAUGGACAGGCAUGCCAACUAUACAUAGACUUGUACUCUGCUUUACUGAAGUCACUCCAGUCUGGGCAUCGCUUAGCGCCGCCCUCACACGCUCUCCAGCCUCUGCAGCUGCAGCGGCUCUCGGCUUUGCUUUCUCUGCUCACACAGGUCACACACGCAGCCGGCUGCCAUCAGGAGUUGCAGGCUGGCGUCCUCAGCGCUCAGGGGGAGGAGUGCCCUCCUCCGCCUCCUGUUUCCUGGGGUCACGUCUCGGGCUUGCAGGCAUCCCUGUUGGGGCAUCUGAAGGGUCUUGUCAAAAGCCUUGAUAGUCCAGUUCAGGCAGAUAGCAGCUUGACCCUGAUACCAGCUUAUCUGGUCUAUCUCCAAGCGUACUACCAACAGCUCUCCAGACAGACCUUUUUCAAACCAGUGGAGACUCUUCAGGAGCUGGAGCUUCUGACCUCCGAUGUUCUUCUUCCACUUCUGUGUCACAGUGUUGUGCAAGGUCUGAUGAACAACCUGAGAUCCUCUUCUUUGGUUUGCAACGUUCAGUCCCACCAUCCGGGUCCAGAGACGACCUCGAAUCUUCCAGGUUUAGCCUGCGCAGGAUGGAAGGAACGUUCUGGGCUUGUUGUUCCCAGCUCCCCUUUUGCUCUUGUGAUCGGAUUGGGAUCCCUCUUGGAAACAAUCACAGGGAUCCAUAGAGGUCUCAGCAGCAAGUUCUCGAGCUUCCUCCUGUCAGAGCCUGUGAUUGGUUACCUGCAGGCCUGCAGUAAGUCCACGCCCACUCUGUCUGUGUCCAGGGCUUGGCUCCUUCGUCACGAACACCUCCUCCUGUACCUGCUGCUGCGGAUGGCUCACAGGCUGGUUCCUGUCGAUGUAGAGGUGGCGAAACAGGCCUCACUUUAUCACCAGGUGGCACUGGUGCUUCUUCCCUGGUUAUUACCAGGCAGUGAAUACUUGGCACAUGAACUGCUGUCUACUGUUAUAUUCAACAAGGACUUUAUAUCAGAGGGACACAGUGGAGGUCCAGAGGCUGUGGAGCUCGGGGAGCUAAAGCUUCACGACGACGUCAGACUCCACCCAUCUCCAUCUCUACAGACUGUUGGCGCUCUCCUCAGAGAAGCCUGCGUUCAGCUGCCGUCUAUACGGGGCUGCUUCCUCACUCAUCUCGCCUAUCUGGAACCGUCUGUGAUCGCGUCCCGAAAAGCCCUGCUUGGACGCAACCCGUGGAUCAGUUCCCACCUCCUCCCGGAGGUCACGGGGCCCACCCUGCCAUCUGACUGGCCGUUCCUCCCCCUCAUCAAACUGUACGAGCAGACAGGAGUGUCUGGCGGCGGGGGGCUGGCUGUAGAGGAGCUUCCAGCGGGGGCUCUACAGGCGGCUGUCCACUGUUUGCAGUGGCUACUGCUGCUGGAGGUUUGGAGGGAGGAGUCCUUAAAGGUGGUUCCUCCUGUAGCCAAGCUGGCCCGUCUGUCCUGCGUGUUCCUCUGUUCAAGCGACUUGUUCCUGGAGAGACCCGUUCAAAAACUGACCUGGGGUUUGUUUAGAUUACUGACCAGGGCUUCUAGACUGGACUCUUUGGACCUGGACGUGCCCCCGCCAGGCCUCGCCUCUUUCCAGGACUUGUACAGCGCUCUUUUGGCGCAGUAUGAAUCCGUGUCUUUUGGAGAUCAGCUGUUUGGCUGCUGGGUUCUGUUGCCCCUGCAGAGGCGCUACAGCGCCUCCCUGAGGCUGGCUGUUUUUGGAGAACAUGUGGGGAUGUUGAGAUCUCUGGGAGUCACGCUAGAACAGCUUUCCAUCCCGAUCGAGCAAUUUACAUCUCCGCCUGAAGACUCGCUUCCUCUCCUUCGUCUCUACUUCCGCUCUUUAGUGACCGGAUCCCUGAAGCUCUCCUGGUGUCCUGUCCUCUAUGUGGUCGCCUUGUCUCAUGUGAAUUCCUUCAUCUUCUCUCAGGAUGCUGCUGCACAGGAGGUGGAAGCUGCUCGACACAGUAUUCUGAGAAAAAUCUACUACCUUACUGAUGAGGUGCUGAGGAACCAUUUGCUUCUCUUUCGUCUGCCGCAGCCGCACACGCAGCUCGGGUUCGACACGUAUGCAGAGCUUCCUCCAAUCAGGGCGAAGCGUUUGGAAAGCGUCUGCAAAGCAGGGACAGCAAAGGAGACGGCGUGAUUCACGAGGAGGCAAAGAAACAAACUGGACAGGAACGGAGAACGGAGCGUGAGCAGUAGAGAUUGGGAGGUGCUUAAAGUUGGAACAGCAAGAUGUGAAGGAUACGGUAGAAGCACGACAAUAUUCCUAUAAAUAGAAUUCAGUUUGUAGCUUUGCUUUCUGGAAAAGAUGUGACUGUGUUUUCAGCUUCUCUAAAAAAUGCCCUCAGACCCAAACUCAACUUUCACGGUGCCGGAUUUUUUUUUUUUGCUUAAAACAUGAAUAACAUGAAAACUGCUGAAGCUCCUCAGGCUGUCAUAACAUUCAUUUGAACUGAGGAUAGAUUUAAACAUCUGAUCUGCAACAAAACUGGGAAAAAUCUGAAAAGUUCAAAAAAGUUCAACUUACACAAAAAAAGACUUAAAAAAACUUUCAGAUCUGAUGUCAAAAUAUCCAUAAAGCACCUCUUUAUUUUCUAUUAAAGCUCAAAAGUGUUGACUUUCAGAUUAACACUUUAGAAAGUAUGGUUUUUUUCUGAUUAAAACAUGAAACAUAAAAUUCUCCAAAUGCUGAUAAUUCUGUUUUUUGGAGCAGAAACCCCCAAAAAACCUUUUUAUGAAUACAUUUAUCAUUUCUGCUAUUAUGUAGGAAAACAUGCUUUAGUGGACCUCACAGAAAUAAAGCUUUUUUACUGUCUAACUUAAUUAGAAAAGAUUGUUAAAAAAAAACAACCUACGAAAGACCAAAAAAUGUUUGUUUGAAAUGUUAAGUAAAGAUGAGAGAAGUAUUCGUCUAGAAAAUGUGACAGCUUUUUGUUUUUUAUUGAGCUGAUAUGAUUUCUUUUAAAAAAAGGCUUUGUUUUAUUAUAAUUUUUCAUGUCGGGUUCACUCAAUUUACUCAUCUGUGGUCGGAUACUGUGGUGCAAUUUUCCAGAUCUGAUUCACAACAUUUCCCGGCUCUAUAAAGGCAAUUUUCUAGUAAAAUAUAAAAAUGAUAAUAAACGUUUUUUUUUAUUGAA
Molecule: messenger RNA, 5438 nt
Organism: Oryzias latipes (Japanese medaka)
Lineage: Eukaryota; Metazoa; Chordata; Actinopteri; Beloniformes; Adrianichthyidae
Source: RefSeq, a predicted model, not a curated record